ACCGAGAAUGCACGAUUGUAGCAGCAAUGAGGGGCGGAAGUUGGCGAUUGCCGAAUAACUUGGGACGGAUGGACACAUGUGGUUUGUGAAGAAAGUAAUCAGGUAGCAGUGCAUGAUAUAAACAGUUUUUUUCAGCGACAACGUAUAAACCAGCAAUAGCAAUAAGGGGUACAGAUGACGCAGCAGGAGGUGCGCCUCUGUGGGCUCCUGCUGCAGGAGCACUUUGGGGAGGUGGUGGAGAAGGUGGCGGUUCAUCUUCUGAGGACGGGAGCGCAGACUCUGCGUGGCAUCGCCCAGGAGACCAGCACCCCGCUAGACCUGGUGAAGAAGUCCCUGUGUGUGCUGGCGCAGCAUGGCAUGUGUGAGUUCCGGAGGGGCCGCAGGGGCCCCGCCGGGGCGGUGGAGUACCUGGCAACCUCCGAGCGCAUCCUGAGGAUCCUACGCUACCCGCGCUACAUCUACACCGCCAAGACCCUGUACGGAGACACCGGCGAGCUCAUCGUGGAGGAGGUGCUGCAGCGCGGUCACAUGACCAUGAGCGGCUCCGUGAAGACCGUCGCUGAUAGGCUGACGCACAACAUGGAGGAGGGUCGCAGCAUGGACUACAGUGAGGUGGUGACGGCCUUUUCCAAACUGGUGGAAACUCAUUUCAUCCAGCGCUGCCCCCCGGUGGCAGACGUAGGAGCUGCGCCCCCUGCAGCCGGGCCCGGUGCUCAGGCGGCCCCUGCGGCACCCCCCUCCCCGGCAGACAGCCACCCUGAGCGCUACACACUUCCCCACGUUAAGCUCACAGGCCGGGGGAAGCGCCGUCACCCAAGCGAGGAAAGUGAAGGGGAACAGAGGGGGGCGAAGAGAGCCAAAAUGGACACCUCAGAGUCUUCGGGCGAUACGGGGAUCUACUGGCAGGUGAACUUCGACAGGUUCCACCAGCACUUCCGAGACCAGGCUAUUGUCAGUGCGGUCGCCAGCAAACUGGACCAGACCAGCAGUGAGAUUGUCCGGACGAUGCUGCGGAUGAGUGAAGUGACCACCACUCCCACCGCUGCCUGCACACAGCCUCUCUCCGCUAACGAGAUAUUUCGCGCCCUCCCGCCCAGUUACAGCAUCACCCGGCCAGUUCUGGAGCAGUACCUGUCCCUCCUGGUGGAUGACCCGAUGGAGUUUGUGGGGAAGUCGGGCGAGAGUGGCGGUGGGAUGUACGUUGUCAAUCUGCACAAGGCAUUAGCCACCCUGUCGAGGGCCACUCUGGAGUCUGUGGUGCAGGAGAGGUUUGGUUCGCGGUCGGCGCGUAUCUUCCGGCUGUUGCUGCGGAAACGGCACCUUGAGCAGAAGCAGGUGGAGGACUUCGCCAUGAUCCCAGCGAAGGAGGCCAAAGACAUGCUGUACACACUGCUGUCAGAGAACCUUGUUCAGCUGCAGGAAAUCCCAAAGACCCCUGACCAUGCCCCAUCCCGCACCUUCUACCUGUACACUGUCAACCCCCUGCCCACAGCCAGGCUGCUGCUGCAACACUGCUACAAGGCUGUGGGCAACCUGAUGGAAAGACGUCAGUAUGAAACAAAGGAGAACAAACGCCUGCUGGAGAAGUCCCAGCGCAUCGAGGCCAUCCUGGCAUCGCUGCAGGCCAGUGGCGCGGAGCCCAGCCAGCUGACCGAGGUGGAGGAGAUGAUCACCGCCCCUGAGAGGCAGCAGCUGCAGGCCCUGCGGCACCACGUCAACAAGUUGGACUCGAGUGAGAACCAGGUGGAUGAGACCAUCUUCCUUUUGGAGUCCUACAUCAACUCCACACAGACGUCCCGCUGAGAGGGGGAGGAGCAGUUACACAGACAAAGGGGAGCGAAGAGUGGAGCUACACACCCCCCCGGCUUCAGACCGAAAGUGCACUCGAUAACCAAACCACAUUUUACUCACUACAGUCUACAGACUACAUAACGCCUCACACUGUACGUUUCAUUGUAAUGCAGAUAAUUCCCUAUUUUCAGUGCUUCGCAGGAAAGGCACAAACUGCCUAAAAAGCUUUUGUCUUGCAGUCAGUUAGAGCGAUUCCACAUGUUCAUAUGUGAAUGGCACUGAGAGACCUGUGUCCUUUAAUAAUAAAACAUUUUUGGUUGUGAAA
Molecule: messenger RNA, 2116 nt
Organism: Conger conger (European conger)
Lineage: Eukaryota; Metazoa; Chordata; Actinopteri; Anguilliformes; Congridae
Gene: polr3c
Product: polymerase (RNA) III (DNA directed) polypeptide C
Exons: 15
Coding region: 175-1803 (542 amino acids)
Biological process (GO): DNA-templated transcription
Cellular component (GO): RNA polymerase III complex
Molecular function (GO): single-stranded DNA binding
Source: RefSeq, a predicted model, not a curated record